Messenger RNA from Limulus polyphemus (Atlantic horseshoe crab), 999 nucleotides. RefSeq lists its product as uncharacterized. Lineage: Eukaryota; Metazoa; Arthropoda; Merostomata; Xiphosura; Limulidae. The record is from RefSeq and is a predicted model, not a curated record. Bases 1 to 885 code for a protein of 294 amino acids. The transcript has 7 exons.
AUGGGCGUUAUAGAAGAAGGGGAUAAGGGCCAUCGGAAAAAGUGUAAUCUCCCCGAUAGGAAUAGAAACGCACCAGUAAACUCAACUCCGACGUCAAGGAAUUCAUCUAUUCACCGUCACGAACAGCAACGCCAAAGUUCACAAAAUGCUGAAAAAGACAUUACUCAACACGUGGCCAACGCAAUGUCCGAUCAACAAACACGAGAUGGAUCUUGUCGAUGUGUGAAAGGUCGCGUGGUGCUACUAUGGGUUUUAUGUGUACUUUCGUUAGGCCUCUCGGGUCUCUGUGGUCUAAGACUCUUUCACGUGGAAGAAAGGCUUACCUCGCUGGAGACAAAGUACAGACAACUGGAGAUGCAACAUCAAGAACAGCAAGUUAGAUCUAAAGCCGAAAGAAGAAGAAGAAGAAGGGAAACGAGAGCCAAGAGUGGUCCAGCGAAUCUAAAGAGGGCGUUCAGCGCUGAUGGACCUAACAAGGAACAGAUAAAACCUGGUGGAUUUGGACCUGUUGGACCUCUAAGAUCUGUUGGUCUACCCGAGUUUGAUAGCCAAAAGUCAGGUGGACGGGGAAAUCUUGGUCUCUCAAGGUCCCGAGGGGAAAUGAAAAUCAAAGGGAUAAUGGAUAGAAGAGGCAAAAAGCAAAAACGAGACCGACACAGAAAACUUCCUGGUCGUAGUCAUCCAGUGUCAGGAUCAAAAGGGGAUGUACCAUCGCCUGAAGACGAGAAGCUAUUCGAAUUUCUAGUCGGAGGUGACGUGAAGCACAAUAAAGGUGACACAAAAUGGAGUCUCAGUUUCGGCGUUUUUUAUUUCUUUAAAAACAGACUACUUCACCACCUCCAGCUUAAAAUAAAAAGUAAUAUCAUGAUCAUCAGUAAAACGUAAUCAACCAAAAAAAUAAUCAGCCCUAAAAUAUCAUGAUCAUCAGUAAAACGUAAUUAACCAAAAAAAAAUACAGCCCUAAAAUAUCAUGAUCAUCAGUAAAACGUAAUCAACCAA